Messenger RNA from Gossypium raimondii (Peruvian cotton), 847 nucleotides. RefSeq names its product transcription factor PRE5. Gene Ontology annotation, molecular function: protein dimerization activity. The record is from RefSeq and is a predicted model, not a curated record. Bases 355 to 633 code for a protein of 92 amino acids. Lineage: Eukaryota; Viridiplantae; Streptophyta; Magnoliopsida; Malvales; Malvaceae. Gene Ontology annotation, biological process: regulation of DNA-templated transcription; regulation of growth. The transcript has 2 exons.
UCACUAUCUUUGUUAUUGUACUCUCUCUCUUUUCUCUCUCUUCUCUCACAUACACACACUCGCAUCCCCCAUGGUUGUGGUCCUCCUUACCUCUUUAUAUCUCUCUUAUCACUUUCUCCAAUUCUUCAUAUCUUAUAUCUAACACUACUCUCUACUCUUUCUUUCUUUCUUCUUCUUCUUCUUCUUCUUCUUGCCUUUUCCAAACCAUAACCAUUUUUCUACACCAUAUAUACUUAUUUUUCCUUCUGCAUUUCCAUAUCUUGGGGGUAUUAUUUUGGAACUUACUGAAUAUUUUAGAACAAUUCUUGGUUUUUGGUCAUUAGGGUGUUAUUAUUACUUUAAAUCCCCCACAAGAUGUCUAGCAGAAGGUCGAGACAGUCAACAGCAGGUGUUUCGAGGAUUUCAGAUGAUCAAAUCAUUGAACUUGUCUCAAAGUUACGACAGCUUCUGCCUGAGAUUCGUGAUAGGCGAUCUGAUAAGGUAUCAGCAUCCAAGGUCUUACAAGAGACUUGCAAUUACAUUAGAAGCUUGCAUAGGGAGGUGGACGACCUAAGUGAACGGCUCUCACAGUUGUUGGCCACCAUUGAUGCUGAUAGUGCCGAGGCUGCUAUUAUUAGGAGUUUAAUUAUGUAAUAAUAUUUAUUAUAAACCAAUGUUUUUUAUUAUUACUAGGUUUAUAUAUAUAUAUGAUAUUAUAUAUUUGUAUUUAUAUAUAGUUUAAGAUGCUUCCUCCAUGUGGAAGGGUUUGCAAUCUAAUUACCUAAUUUGUAUAAUAAAAGGACUUUGCACUAGCAAAGCCUUUAAUUUUAAUGGCAAUAUACUAUUACUUUUUCUUGGCAUAAGACAA